Molecule: messenger RNA, 306 nt
Organism: Acytostelium subglobosum LB1
Lineage: Eukaryota; Evosea; Eumycetozoa; Acytosteliales; Acytosteliaceae
Exons: 3
Source: RefSeq, a predicted model, not a curated record
AUGCAGAGAUCAUUCAUUAAGAUGUCUCAACCUUUGUUGAGACAUGCUGUUUCAUCAUCAUCAAUGACAACAUCAAUGAAACAAUUUGGAAAUGUUACAUCAUCGUUGGCCACAAUGUCAUCAUCACAGUUUGCAAUCAAGUUCAAUACGACAUCAGCCACUUCGGCAUCAUUAUAUAACACCAACAGCAACAGCAACUCCCUUGCCUCGACAAUCCCUCCCACAAACAGACUGAUAAGAAGAAAUAUAAGCUGUCUAUCUGACAUUGGACUAUCAUUAUAUACUGCAAUGAGUGAUGAUGGUGGC